AUGUUAAAAUUUUCAGCUCUCGCUGCUCUUGUGGCCGCCGUGCCUAGCUACAAGACUUCUGAAAUCAAGAGCACAGAGAGAGGAGUCGAGGUUCCCGGUGAAAAUGGAUGGACAGUGACUUGUCGAAUCGAACUCGACAAUCCUCCAGCUUUCUCGCUCAUCGACGGUGAUGAUCUUUUCUACACUACUUUUGCCAUCGGCCCUGGUGAUGCUGUCUACAGAAUCAAAAACUGGAUUAGCCAAUGCGGCGCGAAACCUGUUGCUGAAAAGCUUUUCACUGAGUUUCCCUGGCCUAACGCCAUCCAGCCAGUUCCAGAAGCUCUUUACGGCCCUCGAUGGUUCUCAGUCUCUUCGGGCUUCUUUCCCAAUUCAAAGAACGACGGCUGUGUUGCUGUUUUUAACGCGGACACUUUGGAGAUGCACUACAUGACGCCUGGUUGCAAGCAUCUGCAGGGCGAACAUCCAAGCUUCUUCUACCACAAGGUGGAGUGGCACGAUAUGGACCAGGACGGAGAUUUGGAUAUGCUCACUGCUCGAUGCCUCAACGACGGGCCAAUUACGCCAAUUAAUCAGACUCUUCUUUGGUUCGAAAAUGACGGUAGCUUUCCCAGCAACAUCAAAUUAUGGAAAGAGCAUGAAAUUGCUGCUGGUAAUAACACCGCGGAUGUUUUCUUUGACACGACUUACUUGACCCGACCAGGAACAACUAAGGAGCAGCUUGUCAUUGCCGUCUCUGGAUUCUACUCUCAACAACUUGAGCUUAUUUGGACUGAAGACGCUGACGACGACUGGCUCUACGUCUCUAAGCAUCGAUCUAUCAUUGUCGAUGAUGCUGGCUGGUACUUCGAAGUUGAAUUCCACGAUGUCAACGGCGAUGGCAAGAAAGAGAUGCUGACGACCACCUGGUCUCGAAGCGACGAAAACGGAGCUCUUUAUACCUACUCUCUCAACUCUGCUGACUGGCGAAAUCCCGACAGCUGGUUCCGACACGACAUCUACACUCGAUUCCCUCGAUUUUUGAAUGCUGGAUUUGGAUCUCCAGGAGGCUUUGCUACUGGGACGAAAAAGUCUGGCGAAAAACGAGAAACGAUCUGGGUUUCUGGCGAUGAUGACGGGCAGGUCUACCAACACACUCCACUUUCUGAUCUUGCUCAAAACUGGAGAUACGAAACCGUUCCUAUCUACAAGACCGAUGAUGAUCUCGGCUUCGCAACUCUUACUGGCGCUACAAUUGGACAAAUUCAAGCCAUCGACUACAACAAAGAUGGUUCCACUGACAUUCUCAUUCCAAACUACACUAGAAACGAGAUGAUUAUUUUAGAGCAAUGUGGUAUCAAUUGCGAGAUUUAG
Messenger RNA from Oikopleura dioica, 1350 nucleotides. The record is from the annotation of a GenBank genome assembly. Lineage: Eukaryota; Metazoa; Chordata; Appendicularia; Copelata; Oikopleuridae.